AGUCUCUCACUUUACUGCGGCAUUAUGAACUUCCGGUUCCAAAACCUCCUCGGAGCGCCCUACCGGGGCGGCAACGCCAUCAUCGUCAACAACACCCAGAUCGUUUCGCCUGUGGGCAACCGGAUCACUGUCACGGAUCUCCUCAAGUCGCAAACCGUCACCCUCCCUGUCCAAGCGUCGUCGAACAUCCGCCGAGUAGCCGCCUCCCCAGACGGCGUAUUCCUCCUCGCCAUCGACGACAACAACCGCUGCCUCUUCAUCAACCUCCCCCGCCGAGCCGUGCUCCACCGCAUCACCUUCAAGGGUCCCGUACACGCUGCUGAGUUCUCUCCCGACGGAAAGUUCAUUGCUGUCGGAACCGGUAAAUUGGUCCAAAUCUGGCGGUCUCCUGGUUUUAGGAAGGAGUUUUUCCCCUUCGAACUGAUUAGGACGUUUGCCGAUUGUAACGAUAAUGUUACGUCGAUAGAAUGGAGCCCCGAUUCGAAUUAUAUAAUCGUCGGAGCUAAAGAUUUGGCUGCCAGGUUGUUCUAUGUGAAGAAAUUGAAAGGUGUUCACUUCAAGCCGUUUCUGUUUUUAGGUCACAGAGAUUCAGUUGUUGGUUGUUUUUUCGGCGUGGAUAAGAAGACAAAUAGGAUAGAUAGGGUCUAUACGAUUACACGUGACUGUUACAUAUUGAGCUGGGGAUACAACGAAGGUAAUAAGGAAGGAGAAUUAUCCAAUCCGCCUUCACCCUGUACUCCUGAGAGGGACGAUGAGGGCUUGGUUUCGGAUGGUAAUGCAAGGAAAAGAAAAGAUUUUGCUGGGAAAGAUGGUAAUCUGGGCGUAGAUGGGGAAUAUGUGAGCAAAGGGAAGUGGGAAUUACUAAGGAAGGAUGGGUUUAAUCAAGCUCCAGCAAAGUUGACCGCGUGCGAUUAUCAUCGGGGAGUUGAGCUCAUGGUUGUUGGGUUCUCAAAUGGAGUGUUUGGGUUGUAUCAGAUGCCUGAUUUCGUAUGCAUUCACUUGCUGUCAAUUUCAAAGGAGAAGAUCACAACUGCGGGGUUUAAUGGGCUGGGGAAUUGGUUGAGUUUUGGGUGUGCGAGGCUUGGGCAAUUACUUGUGUGGGAGUGGAGGUCCGAGAGCUAUAUACUGAAGCAGCAGGGGCAUUACUUUGAUGUGAACUGCCUCGCAUAUUCACCUGAUUCACAGCUCUUGGCUACUGGAGCGGACGACAACAAAGUAAAGGUGUGGACGUUAUCUUCUGGCUUCUGCUUUGUGACGUUCUCUGAGCACACAAAUGCUGUCACAGCUCUUCAUUUCAUGGCUAACAACAACUGCCUUCUGAGUGCAUCUCUCGAUGGGACUGUUCGUGCCUGGGAUUUGUUCCGUUAUCGAAAUUUCAGGACAUUUACCACCCCUUCUGCUAGGCAGUUUGUUUCUCUGGCUGCAGAUCAGAGUGGUGAAGUGAUCUGUGCAGGAACCCUGGAUUCAUUUGAGGUGUUUGUGUGGUCCAUGAAGACUGGCCGUUUAUUGGACAUCCUUAGUGGUCAUGAAGGUCCAGUUCAUGGGUUAAUGUUUUCUCCAACGAAUGCAAUCUUAGCUUCAUCUUCAUGGGACAAGACUGUCAAGCUGUGGGAUGUUUUCGAUGGGAAAGGAGCUGUCGAGACUUUUCCUCACACUCAUGAUGUUCUUACUGUUGUUUAUCGUCCCGAUGGAAAGCAAUUGGCUUCAAGUACCUUAGAUGGGCAGAUCCAUUUCUGGGACCCGAUUGAUGGGUUGUUGAUGUACACCAUUGAGGGCCGUAGGGACAUUGCUGGGGGCCGUCUAAUGACUGAUCGCAGAUCAGCUGCUAACUCGAGUUCUGGAAAAUGCUUUACAACUUUGUGUUAUUCUGCCGAUGGCAGUUACAUUCUUGCUGGGGGAAGCAGCAAAUAUAUUUGCUUGUAUGACGUUGCUGAUCAGGUACUGCUGCGUCGUUUCCAGAUAACCCACAAUCUCUCUUUAGAUGGAGUUCUCGAUUUCCUCAACUCGAAGAAGAUGACAGAGGCUGGGCCUAUGGAUCUGAUCGAUGAUGAUAACAGCGACACAGAGGAAGGUGUCGAUAAGCAGACACGUGGGAACAUGGGCUAUGGUUUACCUGGAUCCAUGCCGAACGGAGGUCGGCCCAUCGUUCGAACAAAAUGCCUGAGAAUCGCCCCCACUGGAAGAAGCUUCGCAGCUGCAACCACCGAGGGUGUUCUAGUUUAUUCAACUGAUGAUUCUUUCAUCUUUGAUCCCACUGAUCUCGAUAUAGAUGUUACACCAGAGACAGUUGAUGUGGCAAUUAAUGAGGGUCAACUGAAGAGAGCUCUAAUCCUCAGUCUGCGGUUGAAUGAGGACUCUUAUAUUAAGAAAUGCAUAUUUGCUGUUCCUCCUGCGGACAUACCGGGUGUUGCAUCAGCAAUUCCUUUCAGAUACUUGCAGAGAUUAAUAGAGGCUUUCGCUGAUCUUGUAGAGAGUUGUCCGCAUCUCGAGUUCAUGCUUCAGUGGUGUCAGGAAAUGUGCAAAAGCCACGGUCACUCAAUUCAGCAGAACUCAAAAACCCUUCUCCCUGCUUUGAAAUCCUGGCAGAAGGCCAUUACGAGAAUGCACCAAGAUCUAGCAGAGACAUGUUCUUCCAAUGAAUAUACACUUCGGUAUUUGUGUUCUUCCAUCACUAAGUAACGAUGUAGAACCACCAAAGAAAGCACUCUUUCUCCCCGUUCAAAGGAAGAGGAUGCAAACCUGCGACGCUUGUUGUAAUGUCACACAGAGAGAGAAAUUGAUCAUUGUCUUAAAGAUUUCAUUUCAAUUCUAAUUUCAUGUUAAAUUAUAAAAUUAAAAAAAUAAAAGGAAAUUAAAUA
Messenger RNA from Punica granatum (pomegranate), 2858 nucleotides. The record is from RefSeq and is a predicted model, not a curated record. Lineage: Eukaryota; Viridiplantae; Streptophyta; Magnoliopsida; Myrtales; Lythraceae.